Molecule: messenger RNA, 496 nt
Organism: Acanthisitta chloris (rifleman)
Lineage: Eukaryota; Metazoa; Chordata; Aves; Passeriformes; Acanthisittidae
Gene: GM2A
Product: GM2 ganglioside activator
Exons: 3
Coding region: 140-496 (118 amino acids)
Biological process (GO): ganglioside catabolic process; lipid transport
Cellular component (GO): cytoplasmic side of plasma membrane
Molecular function (GO): lipid carrier activity; enzyme activator activity
Source: RefSeq, a predicted model, not a curated record
GCAGGUUGGUGGCUUUGCCUGGGAGAACUGUGGUGACAAGAGGGACCCUGUGGUGCUGCAGAGCCUCUCUGUGGCACCCGACCCCAUCAGCAUCCCAGGGAGUCUGCGUGUCAGUGCAGCUGUCAACAAUGGCAAGACCAUGGCUUCCCCUCUGAAGGCAGUGCUGGUGGUAGAGAAGGCAUUGGGUGACCUCUGGAUCCAGCUGCCCUGCAUCGACGAGCUGGGCAGCUGCACCUACAAUGAUGUCUGCACCAUCCUCGACAACCUCAUCCCACCUGGCACGACCUGCCCUGAGCCCCUGCUCACCUAUGGCAUCCCCUGCCACUGCCCCUUCAAAGCGGGCUUCUACUCCCUGCCAGCCAGUGACUUUGACCUGCCUGAUGUGGAACUGCCUUCCUGGAUGACCAACGGCAACUACCGCGUCCGGGCGGUUGUCAGCAAUGGUGGGGAGGAGCUGGGCUGUGUCAAGCUGGCCUUCUCCCUGCGGUCCCAUUGA